Danio rerio (zebrafish) is the source of this 1366-nucleotide messenger RNA. It is a transcript of the gene gid8a, whose product is annotated as GID complex subunit 8 homolog a (S. cerevisiae). The record is from RefSeq and is marked provisional. Lineage: Eukaryota; Metazoa; Chordata; Actinopteri; Cypriniformes; Danionidae.
GCUAUUUAUAACGUAAACAUACAUCCGUGAUGAGCUAUUCAGAAAAGCCUGAGGACAUUACAAAGGAGGAAUGGAUGGAUAAACUAAAUAAUGUGCACAUUCAGAGGGCGGACAUGAACAGGCUCAUCAUGAACUAUUUAGUAACCGAGGGUUUUAAAGAGGCUGCAGAGAAGUUCCGCAUGGAAUCUGGGAUCGAGCCGAAUGUUGAUCUAGACUCUCUGGAUGAGAGGAUAAAGAUCAGGGAAAUGGUUCUAAAAGGUCAGAUCCAGGAAGCCAUUGCUCUCAUUAACAGCCUCCACCCAGAGCUUCUUGACACCAAUCGAUACCUUUACUUUCACCUUCAGCAGCAGCAUCUGAUUGAGCUCAUCCGUCUGCGGGAGACGGAGGCGGCGCUGGAGUUUGCACAGUCCCAGCUGGCUGAACAGGGUGAGGAGAGCAGAGAGUGUCUGACAGAGAUGGAGAGAACACUGGCACUGCUCGCCUUCGACAAUCCUGAAGAGUCGCCGUUUGGAGACCUGCUCAACAUGAUGCAGAGGCAGAAGGUGUGGAGCGAGGUUAACCAGGCUGUUCUAGACUAUGAAAACAGGGAAUCUACUCCGAAAUUAGCAAAACUGCUGAAGCUUUUACUGUGGGCUCAGAAUGAACUGGACCAGAAAAAAGUGAAAUACUCCAGAAUGACAGACCUCAGCAAGGGCACCAUCGAAGACCCCAAGUAGAGACUGUAAUGCACAUGGACACACUUUGUUUUUUUUCUUUCGUUUUUUUGUCCUAUUUAUGAACGGUCAGUGGCCGGAUGGAAAAUAUAAAUCUAUAUUUAAUGUAUAUUUUUUCCUUGAGGCCUCUAUAAAAAGUAACCUAACAGUAUAUGGUUUUAUUUCAAUCAAAACUAUAUUGACUGAAAGCAGUAAACCUAAAUCUUUAUUUUAAUCUACCAUUUACUAUGCUGGUAGCCUAUUUUCUGAAGAAUAUAGAAUAUUCCUAUGGUACUAUGGACACUUUCGGACUGACAUAUCUGUGUUUUAUGUGUUUUCCAUUGUCUUUCUCAACACUGUGUCCUCAUGCUUAUAUUAGGCUCUUUCUUCAGUUUCUGGUUGGAAAGAAAAGUAAUCAGAUUCAUUUUUAUUUUCGCUGGAGACUGAUAUUACUGAACUACUUUUAUCAUAAUUCCUGUAAUUAUUAUUAUUUUUAAUUUAUGCGCAGCUACAGAUGUGGUCAAUUAAGCAAAUGUUUUAGACUUCCAUUAUAAGCUAUUUUAAUUACAAUACAACACAUAUUGUCAUUUCAGAUUUGAAGCAUUUUGUUUAUGGUUUAAUUUUUGUUCACAUUUUGUACUGCUUGUUUGGGAUAAAGUUGAUUUCACAGUAAA